Molecule: messenger RNA, 4027 nt
Organism: Lymnaea stagnalis (great pond snail)
Lineage: Eukaryota; Metazoa; Mollusca; Gastropoda; Lymnaeidae
Source: the annotation of a GenBank genome assembly
ACCAGGUCCAUUUUCUCUCUGUAUUAAUGGUCAGGAAAAACGCACCGUCACGUACCCCUUUGACCCUUCACAUGCCAGAUACUCGUGUAAGAGGGAUCUCGUGGACGGUGUUGACCAUUUCAACAUGACGGGCAAGGUCAACCUCGACGACAUUUCCACCAAGAGCACCGUCUUUGUUAGCUUUGGAGUGGCAUUAUGGAACGAAAGCAGAACAUUUACUGUAAGAGCCCAUAUAAUGUUUGCAACAUUGUUGUGAAUAUAGGAACCUUUAUACUUCUGUGGUAACAUAAUUGUGCUAUACCAUCUGUAACUUUGUAACACCAUUGUUACUGCAAGACAAUCCACAAUUUUGUUCGACAAUAAAUUACCGUAAGGCCGUUUGUAGAGCUGUUACAGCAUAAUGACUAUAAGACCCUCCUUGAUGUUGUAACAGCAUAGUUUAUGAGAGACCGCCUAAAGUGUUGUUACAGUAUAUUUACAUUUUGACCCUAUGUAGUACUAUAACAACGUAGUUAAAUCAACCCCAUGUGUAGUGUUGUAACAAAAAAAUUAGUUAAAGAACCUCUCUCGAAUUUCGAACAACCAAGUUGACUUAAGAGCAAAGAUAUUGCCGUUUGAUAGCAUUUAUGGCGAUACUCCUUUAAUUUUGCGUUCUGCCGUCAUCCUAUCUCAGGAUGAAGCACCAAACAAUGAGCUUUAAAUUGUAGAGGAUCGUAUUAAAGUCGUCGCGGUUAUUCUCCAAAAAAAGAACAUUGUUCGGGAAACAAUACUUGUACAGAAGGUGAUCGCAAGGCAGUGUGUCCCCCCUGACGAGGAGCUGCACUAAGUAAAUCGCUUUAAGGCAGCCUCUGGAAAAUGCAACACCGGCCUGAUAUGAAAAUUCCACACAUGCCCGAUAUAGAAAAGCAUUACAUAACUAUAACACGCGCAGAGUACCGGCUUCUGAGGAAAAAAAGGAUGAAAUCUAUAUGAAUAUGGGAAAAUAUAUGUCAGGUCAGAAGGUGUAUGAGCAAAAGAAAUGAUGAACAUUGAUCAGCAGGCGUUGGGGUUCAAUGCUCCAAAACACAUACAGCUCUCAAACGGGUUGCACUGAAAUAUAUUUACAUUUCGAGGACUCUCGACGCAGAAUUUACGAAAACUGACGAUCCUUGCCCACAAAAAAGCACACCCAUGAACUACAACACAUAAGAUGGAUGUCGCUUAAAAGUUUUAGAGGUGUUCCAACCAUUUGUGCCAAUGUAACAAUAUAAUUUAAACUUUAAUAAUAGUUUUACAUAAUACAUAAGUAAGCGUUUCGGCACAUGCCUUCAUCAGUACAAUAACAAAACAUUUAAAUAAGUAUAAAUUAAAUUUACAUAAUAUAUAUAUAUAUACAUAUAUAUAUAUAUAUAUAUAUAUAUAUAUAUAUAUAUAUAUAUAUAUUUAUAUAUAUAUAUAUAUAUAUGUAAGGCAUCUUUCCGUCUGCGGGAGACGAUAGAUUAUCUUUAUUGCUUGCAGCUCUUGGUGUGGCUGGUGAGACCAAUCCUCGAAUGACAGUCUCUGUUACAUUUCCCACACACGAAUGUGGGGGAGCAGUAUUUACCGGCCUUCCUCCUCGCUCUUUUUGCAGCUGUUUCCGCCCUGUUUUGCUCCUCGGCACGUAGUGAUCCUGCCUUCACGAUGCCCCGCCAUGAGAGUCAAUCCUCUGCCAACUCCUCCCAGUUUAAGAUGUCGAUGUUAGAGGACUUCAUGUCUCUUUUGCAUAUGUCUAAGUAUCUCAGACGAGGCCGUCCAACUGACCUUUUCCCUGUCGCCAGCUCGCUGUAUAGCACGUCCUUUGGUAUGCGACCAGGUUGCAUCCGCUUGACGUGUCCAGGCCAGCGGAGGCGUCUUUGGAUUAACAUGGCUGGGACGCUACACAUGUUUGUUUGGGAAAGGACAUCCGUGUUAGAGACUUUGUCUUGCCAUUUAAUGUCAAGAAUGUGGCGCAGGCAUCUGAGGUGGAAGCCAUUGAGCCUUCUUUCGUGUUUAAAAUACGUGGUCCACGACUCGGAUCCAUACAGAAGUGUGCUCAGUACGCAGGCCUGGUACACCUGCAGCUUAGUUCUUGUUGUUAGUUUGGCGUUUGACCUGACUCUUUUCUUCAGUCUGGCCAUAAUAGUUGCGGUCUUCCCUAUCCUCCCACUUAUCUCAUCCUCCAUUGAGAUGGUGCUCGAUAUGUUUGAUCCCGAUAUGUGAAUCUGUCAACAGUAUCCAAGUCGAUGGCGAUAGUGGGGAGGGCGUCAGUGCCCUGUGCCAUAAUGUUAGUUUUCUUUAGGCUAAUUGUCAAGCCAAACUCUUUGCAGGCAGCGCAUAGGCUGAAUACGAGGCUCUGCAGGCCGUCUGCUGUGUGAGAUUCCAAAGCGGCAUCGUCCGCAAACAAGAACUCUCGCAGCAAGACCUUUCUUGUUUUAGUCUUAGCUCUAAGGCGGGCAAUGUUGAAUAAUUUUCCGUCAUCUCUAGUGUGGAUGUAUAUCCCCUCGCUGUUGUUCUGAAAGGCAUACUGGAGUAGGAUGGAGAAAAAGAUUGCAAAUAAAGUAGGAGCCAGCACGCAACCUUGCUUAACUCCACUACUCACUGGAAAAGCUUCUGAGGCGGGACAGUUAUAGCACACUGUGCCCUGCAUGUUUUCGUGGAACUGCUUGAUGAUGUUAAGCAGUCGCGUAGGGCAGCCUAUCUUUUUGAGGAUCUGAAACAGGCCGCUUCUGCUGAUAAGAUCAAAAGCCUUAGUGAGGUCGACAAACGCAAUGUAUUAAGGCAUAUGUUGCUCCCUGCAUAUCUCCUGCAGCUGGCGCAGAGAGAAGAUCAUGUCUAUGGUUGACCUAUUGGCGCGAAAACCACAUUGCGAUUCUGGGAGUACACGCGAUGCUAGGGUCUGUAGACGUGUUAAUGCAACUCGGACGAAAGCCUUUCCAACUAUGCUGAGGAGGGAGAUUCCACGAUAGUUGUUGCAGUCACUCUUGUCUCCUUUAUUUGUGUACAAUUUAACGAUGUUUGCAUCUUUCAACUCUUGUGGUAGCUGUCCCUGUUCCCAGCACAGAGUAAGGAGAUCGUGCAAGGGCCGUAAUAGUACUCCUUUUCCACAUUUGAGAGCUUCUGGUGGGAUACCAUCAUACCCCGGGGCUUUCCCACUGGCGAGACAAUCGAUGGCUCUACGUUGUUCUUCUAUUGUGGGUAGGGUAUCAAGCUCCUCCAUGACCGGCAAGUCUAUAUACAUAUAUAUACAUAUAUCCUACCUAAAUAAUAAUUUAAAAAAAUAGGAGUGGGCGCAAAAGCCAAACCAAAACAGAUUAAAGGAGAGUGGAAAGGAACAAAAUAGUAAAAACCAAACAGGAAAGAGACAUGGCAGCUAGGUAAAAUUGUUGAUUUGGCUCAUCACAUAUGGAGACAGCGUACCAAAUCUUGUUAUUAAUUUAUUCUCCAUGUAGAUUCUAUCACUUGUGUCAAUAGUAUAUAGGAUACCAGUAACAUGCAAAGUCUGAGAUACCAUUCUGGUUAGGGCUAUUAAUACUUAUUUAAAUGGUUUGUUAUUGUAAUGUGCCGAAGGCAUGUGCCGAAACGUUCACUUAUUUAUUAUGUAUAAAUAUUAUUAAAGCUUAAAUUAUAUUGUUACAUGGACACAAAUUGUUGGUGUCUAAUUAAUUUAUUUUAAAGCUUUAUCACAGUCCAACACUUUUUAUAAUUAAUGAAAACAAAUUUGUCUCCCUUCAAAAUUAGGAUUUUCGCUGUCAUCAUUUGAUAGCAUUGUGAAAAAAAAAAUUCAUGGUAUUCUAAAAAAAACAUGUGAUUCUUUGUCAAUCCGAGAUUUAACCUUAAUUUAAAAAAUAUGUACCGCAAUAGUCAAUAUUGAUUUCUUAUAUUUUCUCAUUCAAAUGGUCCCGUCAAGUUUUUGGGCACAGCGAUCAACCUCUAUUAUAGGGAUUGUCUGCCCCUGAAACGAAACGCCAUUAACUCGUGUGGAUGUCUGAGCGUCGAACAGGAUGGAUUUCUGGUGGUGUGUACAUUGGUG